CCUAUAGCAGUUCUCCUGGUCAGACGGGUCGGUGGAGUCCAGGAGCGAUGGCGGCGCUGUGUGGAUUGUUUUGAGCCAACUUGCUGAAUCUAACGUUAUGCGAUUUUAAGUCGGGUCGCAAUUGAGGAGUUAGACUGGGACAAUUUGGAAUGCUAUGAGAAGACAGCAGAUUUCGUCGGGAAACAGUUGAAACAACUUUUUGUGAAACUCUUGUCGUUUAUUUUAACCUGUCAAUGACCCUACAGGUUGCUUAAACUUUUUAAAAAGUGUGUGAACUAACGUUAGCCCAAGUGGCUAGCUCGUCGUUUAUGUUGAAUCGUUUUAAAAUGUAAAUUCCAAUGACUGAGUUAUUAAUUGGUUUGUGGACGAGCUGAGUUUGACUGUAAAGUUCGUGUCAUUGAUUGUGAGGGAAGAAGUCUAACGUUUUUGCGCUUCCGAACCCCAAACCAACGUUCAAUGGAUAAUGUAAGCUCAAUUCUUGAUCAUGGCCUAAUUGCAAUAAUUUCAAAACCAACUAGCGAGCUAACAUUAUAGCGAAAUGAAAAUAACCCAUAGCGUGAAAUGUAUCACCCAUUUCAUUAUAUUAACUAUUCGACUAUGUUAUGUAUUUGGAGCACAGUCAUAGUUGUAUUGGAUUUUUGUAGCGUUGGCAAACACUUGACGCGACAAUACAAAGACACAUUGCCUCUCUAGAUUGGCUACGUGGAUGGCAGAGGCCACCAGCAAGUAGUCAUGUAGCUUUGCUGAUCUCUGUAACACUUCUAUGAGAUUCACAGAAAGUUUUCUUUGCGUCUUUUUUACAAGUGUCCUGAUUUCCUAUUUUAGGCUAUAAUAUAAAAUAUACAGAGUUCCAGUGCUACAUUUAAUUAUAGUUUGCACCAACAACCAAGCACCUUAUGGUGCGGCGACAGACACCAAGACAUGGAUCUUUCCAAGGGUGGUUUCCCAAACGGUGAAGGAGGGCCGAGCGACAGUGGAGACCAUGCCUGGACAGACUCCCCCACUGCCAGGUCUUGGGCUCAUUCUGCGCCCUCAUGUCCUCGCUCUCUCUGGACAGCGGUCUACGACUAUGAGCCUAGCGGAGAAGACGAGCUCAGCCUACGGCGUGGGGACGUGGUGGAGGUGCUGUCCAAAGAUGCCGCAAUAUCGGGUGACGAAGGGUGGUGGACAGGCAAAAUCAACCACCGUGUCGGCAUCUUUCCUGCUAAUUAUGUUACCUUUCAACCUGCCAUUUACAGACUUCCCGCCGGUGGCUCGGUGGGGGUGCGAGAGCAAGUCCCGAGUGCCCCCGUGCAUAUCCCUUUUAGCGAACUAGUUUUAGAGGAAAUUAUUGGAGUUGGUGGUUUCGGUAAAGUUUACCGAGGAACAUGGAAGGACCAAGAGGUUGCAGUCAAAGCUGCUCGACAGGACCCCGAUGAAGACAUUGCUGCAACUGCAAACAGUGUUAAACAAGAGGCAAAGCUUUUUUCUAUGCUACAACACCCCACCAUCAUAACGCUUCAAGGGGUAUGUUUAGAAGAGCCGAACUUGUGUCUUGUCAUGGAAUAUGCUCGUGGUGGAACAUUGAACCGGGCCUUAGCAGGUAGAAAGAUACCCCCACACAUUCUUGUGAACUGGGCUGUUCAAAUCGCCAGAGGCAUGCACUAUCUUCAUGAAGAAGCAGUAGUCUCCAUCAUCCACCGAGACCUGAAAUCUUGUAACAUUUUAUUACUUGAAAAAAUAGAGAAUGAUUACAUUGGCCGGAAGACCCUGAAGAUCACAGACUUUGGCCUGGCACGAGAGUGGCACAAGACCACUAAGAUGAGCGCCGCAGGCACCUACUCCUGGAUGGCACCCGAGGUCAUCAAGUCAUCGCUCUUCUCAAAGGGCAGUGAUGUCUGGAGUUAUGGGGUUCUGCUGUGGGAGCUGCUCACUGGGGAGGUUCCCUACCGAGGGAUCGACGGGCUGGCGGUGGCCUACGGAGUGGCCGUGAACAAACUCACCCUCCCUAUCCCCUCCACCUGCCCCGAGCCCUUUGCUAAGCUCAUGGAAGAGUGUUGGGAACAGGACCCCCACAUCCGGCCAUCGUUCGCGUCCAUCCUGGAGCAGCUGACCGCCAUCGAGGAGGCUGUGAUGGCCACCAUGCCCCAGGACUCCUUCCACUCCAUGCAGGAGGACUGGAGAGUGGAGAUCCAGGAGAUGUUUGACGAGCUACGCACAAAGGAGAAGGAGCUGCACUCGCGUGAGGAGGAGCUGACGCGAUCGGCGCUCCAGCAGAAGUCUCACGAGGAGCUGCUGAAGCGACGGGAGCAGCAGCUGGCCGAGCGCGAGAUCAACGUGCUGGAGCGCGAGCUCAACAUCCUCAUCUUCCAGCUCAACAAGGACAAGCCCAACGUCAAGAAGAGGAAGGGCAAGUUCAAGCGCAGCCGACUCAAGCUCAAGGACGGCAACCGCAUCAGCCUCCCCUCAGACUUCCAACAUAAGAUCACAGUCCAGGCUUCGCCCUCCAUGGACAAGAGGCGGAGCCUCAAUAGCACCAGCACCAGUCCACCCAGCAGCCCCACCCUCAUCCCUCGCCUGCGUGCCAUCCAGCUCAGCACACUCACUGAGACAGUCCCCAGGGGCAGUUUGUUUGUGUACCACCAGGAUGUGGAUAUCACAAGCGAGUGCAGUCCCCCUAGUGGCUUUAGGAAGAAAGUGACGUUAGACGAGAGCAACAGGACCUGGGGACGGAGCACCAUCUACAAGCCGGAGGAGUUUGAGGACGUGAAGAAGGGCUUCAAGAAGAAGGGCCGCACGUGGGGGCCCAGCUCCGUCCAGACCAAAGAGAGGGGAAACUGUGCCGAGAGAAUUCGGCCCCUCUCUGAUGGGAAUAAUCCCUGGUCCACGAGCCUCCUGAAGUCACAGAAGCCUGUACCACUGGCAGCUCUGUUUGCAGAACAGGGCUCAGGUAAAGAGGAGGCCGGUCCCACCGACAGCCUGGAUGGCAAACCAAAGCAACUGAAGUUCCCCAGUCAGGUGUACAUCGAUCUACCUCUGUGGAAGGAUGACCAAGGCGAGGGGGGGGCGGCGACGUCCGCAAACGACAACCACGACGACCCGGGGACCUCGGCCAGCUCCACGGCCAGCACGACCCCGCAGCACACGCCCACCAACAGCCUGAAGCGCACCUCGGGCCGCCGGCGCCUGGACGCCAUCCUGCACAGCUGCGCCGCCAUGCUGGCGUCCGUGGCACUGGGCACGGACCUGCGGGAGGCUGCCAGAGCGUCCCCUAGUGACGAGCCAGAGGCUCGCGAGGAGAAGAAGAAGAGGGAGGGCCUGUUCCAGCGCGCCACACGCUUCCGACGCAGCACCAGCCCCCCCGGUAAUGGAGUUGCUGCUGGUGGUGGAGGAGGGGUGGGGUCCCGAAAAGAAGCGAUGGUGUCGUCCUCAUCAUCAUCAUCUUCAUCAUCUUCCUCUGGACCUGUGAACCUGCUCUCCAUGUCGGCCAUCUUGGAGUGCAACUCCACCAAGCACCCGCUGCCGUCUGACUCUGAAGGACCCGAGCCCGGCGCGGUGAUGGAGGCCGCGCCCGUCAGCCUGGCCAAGAUGGACGCCGCCGAACACACUUCCACCUCCCUGCUGAGGAGGAAGAAGAGCAACCCUGCUGUCACUCAAACAGCCAACGGUGUGUCCAGCACCCCCGGCACUGGUGUCCCCACCGCUACUAGCACCCCCUCCUCCUCCUCCUCCUCCUCGUCCCAGAAGAAGACUCGGGAGAAGCUGACCGAGCCGGAGUCGCCGACGACGACGGUCAUCUCCAGGCCGCGCCCGCUCUCCCUGCGCGGCCGGCCCCACGCCUGGGGGAUCCUGAAGGGCCGCAACAAGAGCUACUCGCUCGGCCACAGCUCGGGGGGGAAGAGCGCGCCGAACGUGGUGCUGGCCGGCGAGAUGAAGGUGGGCCGCUCGCUGCUGGACGUGGACACGGAGGGCCAGAAGCGCGACUCCACCGUUCCCCUCUGCCGCAUCCAGAGCGGGCCCAACCGGCCCUCCGUCUUCGAACUGGAGAAGGAGUUCCUCUCGUGAGGACAUAAGCUGCCUCUCCGACCUGUCUGUCUGCCUCUCCGCCUGUCUGUCUGCCUCUCAGUCUGUGUGUCUGCUGUUCACUCUCACACGCCUCAAGUGAGUGGAGGGCUUGACUAAACGUGAGCUCACUGCCAGACGAUGGCUCUCCAGUAUAUAGGGAAAGGCGCAUGGUGCGAGACAAAGCGUCCUAGAUGGACGUCUAUGGAGCGUCCUUCCCCCUCCUUCCAGACGUUCCAGUGGACUCGCCCUCACUCUCUCCCCCUUACAUCUAGCCCCCAGUGCACCAGCUGACUGGCCUUGCGUAGCAUCCUUUGGCUCAAUCACUGGAUCACCUGACGUCUGUUUGGAUUUGGGGUUGUACUUUGGUCGUCUCCAUACUGGCAUUCAGACCUCUGCUGCUGGAGUUCCCUUGUGGUACUUGUACCUUUUUUUUGUUUGUUUUUAUUUAUAUCUGUAUUUUAUUGCUUGGUAAUUUAAUAUGGAAAAAGACAUUUUAAAUAGUAGCUGAUGAAAUAUCAAUAUUCCAUUUUUGGGAGGCAAAUUGGCAACUUUCUUCCUUUGCAUGUCAUACGUCACACCCAAGAGCUGGGCAUUUAUGUAUGCUCCACAUUAUCGAACAAACCUCUUUUUUGUUUAUUUUUAUAAACAAGCCUGUUAUUGGGUACUUGUCACUACACUGAUGUGGUUUAUUUUCUGGUUUCAUUUAUUACUACAGUGUUCAUGUUAUUAAGCGUUGUACAUGGUGCCCGGGAGCGUUAGGCUGCGAUUGGCUGGGAGGGUUUUAGUUGGGCGUGACGAGCCAGUGUCAAGAGUAGCAGGAUUCCCAUUGGUUUUGACGACUUAAAAAAAUGCCUGUGAGCUUCCCCUCAGAAAUGGUAAUUUGUAACAGGUAGCAGUAGGACCUAGAAGGCUGUACUUCAGACUACGCAUGCUGUUUAUGAUUUUGAGGCUCGUUUGAAAUUAUUUUGAGGAAAGUCAUGCAAAAUCAAUGUAAGCCCUCAGAUUAGCAGCACGCAUGUGUGAUGUUGGUUGGUGAUUCCUUCUGUUGUGUGUGUUUUUUUUGUUUGUUUUUUUUGGGUCGUAGGCACCAUGUGAAGUAUUGACUUAAUAACAAAUUGCUAAAAAAGCAUUUUAAAGUACCAUCUGUUUGCAAAAAAAGCUGCACAUAAGAACUGUGUUAGACAGGCAUCCUUUUUUUUUGUACACACACAUGCACACACACAAGGGUGGUUCUGUGAGAAGAAGGUGUUUUGGCAGUCGUCUUGUGUUAGGGUUGUUAUGGUGGGUGUUCAGGACAUAGCACCUUUUUAUUACAUGAUGUUUGUGCAUCUCUACUGUUAUUAAGAGUCUUAGCACAUGAAAACAAUUGCACACAUUAACUGAACACACUGGAGUUUGGCCUGUCAUUACAAAGACUUUAAACGUAAACUUCUCAUGCUUUGUACUGUAAUUUCCCUUUUGGCACAAAUGAAUCAAAUGUCUUGAAAUUGUUUUAAUGUGAACAAAUAAUUGUCUUUGUUUUUUAAAUCAACGGCCUCGUUUUUGAUGUACUCAAUAGAUAUGUAAUUAUUUGGCACUUGUGCGAAGAUUCUGUUUAAAAGUGAUCAGAAAUCCGUGCAUGGUCACCACAGCUACUGUUUACACAACUGAAUGGCAUUGAAGAAAUAAUAAUAAUAAUAAUAAUAAUAAUAAUAGAUUGGUGUCCUUAUCAAAUGCACAGUAAAUGUUAACUACAUUCCAGAACAUUCCUGCCACUUCCUGGAUGUCACUGAUUGGCUGUUCACUGCCAUGACCUCUUCUCAGAAUGCUGCUCCAAGGAUCAAUCACUAGUGCUUCCUUCAUCCUGCCGCUGAUAUUUUCUCAGUCUGAGAUGGGCUCUUUUACUUGUUCCUCUGUCUUCCCAAUGGCUCUGUAUUUAAAUGGUGUAAUUGGUAUUCCUGAGGUCUAUUAGUAAAAGUAUGGUAUGAGGUACAGAGAGCUGUUGAAUGUUUAUGUGGGAUUGGAGUUUCAUCUUUUUCCAGAAGUCCAUGUUUUUCAUCAGGUUUCUGCAUUUAAAUGUGGUAUAAAGCAAUAAUGUGAUUCACUGGAAAAAGUGAUAAUUCUGUCCUUUUUAAAUGUUUCAAUCUUGCAUCCAGCUGCCCUGAAUUGUACACCACAUGAGACCAAUUGAUAAAAGCAGUUGCUUUGAAAGUGUAGUGUAAUGCUUAGUUUGAUGAAAUUACAUUUUUUUUUUUUGUAUGCGUUUGUGGGAAGCAACUGAUGCAUGCACCUCAGUCUGUAAAGAAGAUUGACCAGGGUGCUUCACAUUUCUCUCGCCGAAUUAAAGACUUUGUCACUGGGGGGUGGUAUCCAGUAUCCAGUAUCCAGCCUCAGAGAUAUGUUCUAGUCAGAAGAGCACAAGCUUCCCUGCCUUCACUGGUAGGGCCUUCAGUGUUGGAGUGCCUUUUGCUGAGCUUCUGAUGGACACUGAUGGACACAGGAAACUGAGGAUGGAGACCUUCCCUGAUUUGAUGGAUAGAGUUGAAGGGACCAAACAACUGCUCCUGCAUUCCUGCAUUUUCACCAAAGCUUACACCUAGUGCAAGGGGGAGUUGUUGUUUUUUUUGUGUUUGUUUUUUAAACCAACCCUUGGUUUCAUGAAAUAAUUAUCUAAAACAUCAAAUUGACGAAAAUGUGUAUUUCAUAGAAAAUGUAAAUGUGUUACAUAGCAAAUACAUGUACAUAGCUUUGCAUGUGCUUUUACUAGUAUUGUGUGUCAGUGGACACCCAACUGUAAAUUAAUGGUGCAUGGAUAGUUAAUGGAUCGGAAUCUUCUAUCCCGACACACCGAAAUGUGACUCACUCAAACGGAUCUCACAAGACAUGUGUUACAUGGUCAGGUGUUGAAGCUAAAGUUUGGCUAGAACUGGUCUUGCAGUUUAUUUUAUGUGACUACAUGCUCAUUCUGAUUGGAUGGUCGUUCUGAAAGACCCAUUACACACAUUAUCUGUUACCAUCAAUGGUACUUCAGCAUUGUAUUUCUGAAACAAUCACCGUUGAAAAUAUGAUAUUUUGUGAUUUGUUGAGAUUUUGAAAUCAGUGGCUCUGUUUAUACUUCACAAUAUAAUCUAUUUUGAUAAAUGGAUGAUUAGCAGAAAUAGCCACAAGGUGAACUGUUCUCGUAAACCUGGUUGUUUAAAUGACAAUGACAAUAUUUGACAAUAUUUUUAUGAAUUGUAGAUUCUAUUUGAUGUCUGAACUUUCAGGGUAUUGUUUGCUUACAUAAAGCAACUCCAAUAAAGAUCCACACAUUUUUUUCAAAA
Molecule: messenger RNA, 7346 nt
Organism: Clupea harengus (Atlantic herring)
Lineage: Eukaryota; Metazoa; Chordata; Actinopteri; Clupeiformes; Clupeidae
Gene: map3k21
Product: mitogen-activated protein kinase kinase kinase 21
Biological process (GO): protein phosphorylation
Molecular function (GO): protein binding; JUN kinase kinase kinase activity; ATP binding
Source: RefSeq, a predicted model, not a curated record